CUUUAGUUUUAUCAAAUCUCAAAUGAAAUGUUAAAAAUAAACAUUUAAUUUUUUAUAAAGACUACAGUUUUAAUUUAAAAUUAAAAUGUUAGGACAUAGUUUAAAAUGUUUGUUGAGAAGCAAUAGCUGUUUGGGAAACAAGAUUACUAGAAAUAUAGGACUGGUACCAAUAGUAGUAGAACAAACAGGCAGGGGUGACCGUGCAUAUGAUAUUUACUCAAGAUUGCUCAAAGAAAGGAUUAUUUGCCUUAUGGGACCAGUCCAUGAUAAUAUGAGUUCCCUUAUAGUUGCUCAAUUACUGUUUUUGCAGUCAGAGUCUUCCACAAAACCCAUUCAUCUGUAUAUAAAUUCACCAGGAGGAAGUGUGACUGCUGGAUUGGGAAUAUAUGAUACCAUGCAGUAUAUAUUGCCACCUAUUUCUACUUGGUGUGUUGGACAAGCUUGCAGUAUGGCAUCACUAUUAUUAGCUGCUGGUACUCCAGGUAUGAGACAUUCCCUUCCAAAUGCUAGAAUUAUGGUCCAUCAACCAUCUGGUGGUGCACAGGGCCAAGCAACAGAUAUUCAAAUCCAAGCACAAGAAAUUAUGAAAUUAAAAAAUCAAAUAAAUCAACUGUAUGUUCGACACACCGGACAAGAAUUGACAGUUAUAGAAAAAAGUAUGGAAAGAGAUUAUUUUAUGAGUCCAGAUGAAGCCAAAAAAUUUGGACUAAUAGAUAAAGUGCUUGUGAAACCUGCCAAAAAUGAAGUAGAGUCUGCUGAAGCUGAAAAUGUAGAUUAAAUAUAUUUUUCGUUUGUGUAUAUUGUUAAUAUUCUUCUAAGUUACAAAAUUCUGUUAAUGUCUUCUUUUAUUUGUAUUUAAGUAUUUGUAUUUUCAUAUUAGCCAACAUUAAAAUAAAUAGUUUAUUAUAAA
Messenger RNA from Diabrotica balteata, 910 nucleotides. Lineage: Eukaryota; Metazoa; Arthropoda; Insecta; Coleoptera; Chrysomelidae. The record is from the annotation of a GenBank genome assembly.